GGCGUGUAUUCACAGGGUUUUUCAAGUCUCAGCGUUGGACUUGACUCUCAUCCCCGGGCCUGCGGUCGACCAGCGGGCAUCCGGCAAUAGAGUAUCAAGAGCCGCCAUCACCUACUCACUCCAGGCCCACGUUCUGGAUCGAAUGCUACCCCGAACCCCUCUGUGGCGUUAGCAGGAUGCCAUCUGACCAGCAACAUACAUGCUAACCAAUCCACAAGGAGGGUCCCCCCGGAGGCCGGUCACAGGUCAGGACCGCCUACUGGGCUGGAAGGAAGCCGGUGUCUCCUGUCCCAGGCCCGUCCCAGCAGCUUGGCCGGCCGAGGGUAACCGGGCGAUGGCUAAUUACACCGACGAGGAUUAUGACGUCCUCAUCGACCCUCUGUUUGACAACGAGACUCUCAUAAAGGACGGCGCAGAGCCAUGCCCCUCCUACGACCCCACCGUCCUCUCGGCCCAGCUGCUGCCUCAGCUCUACACCGCCGUGUCCCUGCUGGGCCUCCUGGACAACGUCUUGGUGGUGUUUAUCCUGCUCAAAUGCCAAAGACUCCGACACGUGGAACACAUCUACCUCCUAAACUUGGCCGUGUCGAAUCUGUGUUUCUCGCUCACCUUGCCGUUCUGGGCCCACGCUGCCUCCCACGGGGGGACCCUGGGCCAUCCCACGUGUACUGUUCUGGUGGCACUGUCCUCCGUGGGCCUGCACAGCGAGGCGUUGUUCAACGCCCUCCUGACCCUGCAGAGCUCCCUGAUGUGUUUCCACGCGAGAAGCCUGUCCCCCGCGGCCAGGAGGAGGAGGGCCUGUGGCUUCCUCGCCAGUGGCCUGGCCUGGCUGGUGGCCGCUCUGCUGGCGCUGCCCGAGGUCCUGCAGUGCAUGGCUCAGGAGGACAGCCAGGGGGACAGGUGCCCCUGCAGCAGGCCUUACUUCCUGCCGGGCCAGGGGACAGCCUGGCAGCCCUUUCUGACCUUGAAGGUGAACGUGGCAGGCCUUCUGGUCCCACUGCUGGUUUUUAUCAUUUGCCUUGUGCGACUGGGGAAAACGCUCAGGAAGUCUGACCUUUCCCAGCUGGUUUUCGCCAUCAUGGUUGUUUUCCUUCUGAUGUGGGGACCCUACAACGUGGCACUGUUCCUGUCUGCGUUCAAGGACUUCUUCUCGCUGCGGGACUGCGGGAGCCGCUACCACCUGGACAGGAGCGUCCAGGUGACGGCCAUCAUCGCCAGCACCCACUGCUGCGUGAACCCGCUCCUCUACGCGCUCCUCGACAAGGCGUGUCGGAGGUGCCUCUGCUCUCGCUGCUGUCCACUUCCGCCCACCGAGGACCCUGCACAAGAUACGCCGUGGGAAGAGCAUGACCACUCCACUCAACUGUAAGCCGGCUUCCAUCAAGCUGGACAAAUAAACAUGGCUUUUGUUUCCUGGA
This is a messenger RNA of Myotis davidii, 1418 nucleotides long. RefSeq names its product chemokine (C-C motif) receptor-like 2 (gene CCRL2). The transcript is spliced from 4 exons. Gene Ontology annotation, molecular function: chemokine receptor activity. Gene Ontology annotation, cellular component: cytoplasm; membrane. NCBI's taxonomy places the organism in Eukaryota, Metazoa, Chordata, Mammalia, Chiroptera, Vespertilionidae. The coding region runs from base 200 to 1369 and encodes 389 amino acids. Gene Ontology annotation, biological process: immune response; G protein-coupled receptor signaling pathway; inflammatory response. The record is from RefSeq and is a predicted model, not a curated record.